AUGGAUUAAUCUACAGUGGCUCUAAAGGUUGAUAUAAAUUCAAUUAUUGUUAGGCUGAGGUAAAAGAGUAUCAAAUCAGCAAGAUAGAUACUAAUGUCAUUCUAUUCAUUUUAUUGGUAUCCAAGAGGGAUGGAUAGUAAUGGACAUUAGAAAAGAGGUAUUCUGAAUUUGAUGAUCUGAAUAAUAACUUAAAGAAGGUAAGAUUAUUUAUACAAUGUAUUAUAGGUGUUUACAACUUUACCUCCAUUGCCAGGAAAAACAUUGUUUAAGUUGAAGGAACAUGUAGAUAUUGAGAAGAGAAGAGUGGGACUAGAUUAUUACAUUAAGGUAAAAAGAUAUGAAUAAGAGUAGGAAUUAUUAAAAAGACCAGAUGUGUUUAAUUCUGAGUCUAUGAAACAAUUUUUAUAGUUGGAGAAGCAUGCUUAAGAAUAAGUGGUCAAUCCACCUAAGAUGUUAGGAGAAAUUACAGGAUUCAUACAUGGAUUAAGAGAUUUCUAUAUAGAGAGAUCAUAGAGUAAAAAAAAUCAAUUAUUAAUUUCCUUUCUCUAGAUGUCAUUUUUGUGUUGUCCUCAGAUAUGAAUGUAGCUAGUAGAUUUGAUGCUUACUUAACUAAUAUGAAAAUGCCAUGGGAAAAGGAAGCUCCUCCAACUCUAUUGGCAGUUGGAUGUUUGGAAUGUUGGGUGAAGACAAAUGACGAAAACGAAUUCAAGUAUGAGAGAAUGUGGAAUAAAACCUAUCCAUCAUAAGCUAUUUGUUUAUAUUGGGAUGCAGUGACGUCAAAUUUAAUUGUUGGAUUGGAUGAAGGAAAAUUGAAUUUAUUAAAGGUACCUUCAGAAAGUCAAUUUAUAAGAUACGAUGAAGUACUUAAAUCAUAAAAUAAUAUUAGUAAGCAGAUAUCAAAGCACAUUAGGGUAGAGUGAUGGGUGUAUUUUAUGAUUCCAUAAAUUCACAUAUUCAUUCUGUAUCAGAAGAUAAGAAAUAUAAAGUACUUGAUUUUUAAAGAUAAAUCACAAUUGCAGAACUCUAACCAAGUUAACAUGGUUUAACAGGUUUAGCAGCUGAUAAAGAAAAUAGGAGAAUAUUUGUUUCAGAUAGAGGAGGCUAUGUUCAUGUAUUUGAAAUUACAUCUGCAACAAUGGGUCCAUCUUUGGCUGUCUCAGUUGCAUCCUAAACACUCUCUCCAAUUAGAGGAAUCUUUUUUGAUCCAGUCAAGAAUUAUUUAUUCACAGCAGGUUUUGAUUAAGGUGAAAUUGGUAUUUUUGAAGUUGGUAAGAGUGGUAGAGAAAAAUUUACUAAAUAAACAGCAAGUUUAAAAGGCAAACUUUAAUUGAGAGAAAUAGUUUGGUCACCUUCUAGAGGAGAAUGUAUGGUAGGUAAUAAAGAUGGUACAGUCACUGUAUGGAGUGGUAAAAAGGCUGCACCAAUAUGUAUUUUGAAUAUAUAUAUUUUUAGUUGUAAUUAAGGCUCAUAAUACAGAUAUUACUAAACUCUAAUGGUAUGAAGAUAAACACAUGUUAGUAACUAGUGGUAAGGAGAAAUCUUUGAAAGUAUAUUGAAUUAUUAAAUAAUAAUUAGUUUUGGCAAUUACCAAAGGAAUGGAGAGAUAAAAAGAUUGAAUAAUAAGAGGAAUAAGAGUAUGAACAAAUGAAGAAAUAAGAAAAUAUCAAAAUAAGUAUUGAGUCUACUAAAAAGGUAUAUUUAUAUAUAUAAAUAUAUUAUUAUAGAAAGAGUUUGAUUCUGAUGAAGAUGAUCUUAAAGGAUGGCAUAAAAUGUGAAGU
Paramecium pentaurelia is the source of this 1778-nucleotide messenger RNA. Lineage: Eukaryota; Ciliophora; Oligohymenophorea; Peniculida; Parameciidae. The record is from the annotation of a GenBank genome assembly.